Molecule: messenger RNA, 714 nt
Organism: Plutella xylostella (diamondback moth)
Lineage: Eukaryota; Metazoa; Arthropoda; Insecta; Lepidoptera; Plutellidae
Source: RefSeq, a predicted model, not a curated record
CGUUCCAUGAAACGUACAGUGGAACCUUGACGUAAAUAUUUUACACACAAAGCUAUUUGCAUGUUCACCUAGACAAACCCGAAAUAUAAAAGCUAAAUAUUUUUACGAUCAAUCAGUCCACUUUCAACUGGGAUUACAUUACAACAUCUGAAAAAUCACGUCCAGGAAUCAGCAACAUGAAUAAAGUUUCAGUGGUGGUAGCCCUCCUGGCCUCAUUGGGCUCAGCGUCCUGCUACCUCAUCCUCGAGGAAGCUCCAAUGGGCUUCCCACCUGCCCUGCCUCCUGGCUACACUGCCUACCCGCCUGCCUACCCCGCUGCCUACCCACCAGGGUACCCUGCCUACGCAGUGCCGGCUCCAGUUCAAGAAAUAGUUGCAGCACCGGCACCUCAGCCAACUUUAGUGUCGCAGAGUUACCCUGUCGGGUACCAGGGCUACUCGUAUGGCACGAAUCUGCAGCCCACAGGAUAUAAUCCAACUGGCUACAAUUAUAAUUACGUGUAUGGUGGCGCGGCGCCGGCGGUCGCCGAACCCGCGGCCUUCGGGCUGGGAGGCUUCCCGUACCCGUACGCGUACACCAACGACUGGUUCUAUCGCAAUAACUGAACUAGCUGGUCGGUAGGUUCUUAGCGUGGCUUGUGUGUGAGUGUGUGAUAUUGUUGUUACCUAAGUUUAAUUCAAGUAAUUAUAUUAUGUCAAUAUUGGUCUACUUGAU